AUGCCUGUAAGACCAACGAGAUCGUCUCUGAAGUCCGCACCUGUGUCUGCUAUUGAUGAAUCAAUCACAGAUCGCCAAACUCGACGUGUGUCAUUUGCGCCUGUCAUAUCUGUUUGUGGUAUGGAAGAUAAAAUUUUACCUGGUUCAUUCUCAGGAGAUGGUGCAGAAAACGCUCAGUCUUGCGAUAUUACGCUGGAAUAUGAGAAUGCUUCCGUUGGGGACACCUCUGACAUGUCCUUGUCAGACUAUCCUUUGUCAGAACCGGGGAAACCUCUCGGCGUGCUUCCCAUGGCGAAUGAGACAUGGGAACUCUCCGUUUCUAGUUUACUUUGCGAUACCCCGAAAAAUGUAUCAAUUCUAGAUGUCUCCGAUAUGAUUCAGGAUUCUUCACCUCCAACAUCUGUCCAAGGGAGCUUUGAUUCUCCUGCAUCCCGCUCACCAUAUGCCAUUGAACACCAAGGAAUAUCUCCGCAUUUGGCCGAAUCUCCUAAACAGCCCAUGUCUGAAGGUUCUUCCAUCAGUGUUGCUUCUGUCACUCCCACAAACUAUCCUGCACUCGAUUCGAGUUCAGAACGAAAACUACCAAAUCAUAGUUGUCUUCCAGACCACCGCGUGAGUUCAAGUCUGCCUCCCUUGCGGCGUCAUCAAAGCAUGCUAACCGCUGGACUCCUUAUCCCAAAAUCCGACUAUUCGGUAAUAUCGGACGGGAAAUCACACUCCGGUUCACGAGGGACAAAAGGCACGUUCAAUACUACCGGUCAGCUAUUAUCGCAAAGCUUAGCCAAUACACCUUUGCGUCAAAUCUCACCAACAAUUGCAGCGCAUAAUGAUCAGCAAAGCAACCCAUUGUCAAUUUUCAAUAAUGGUGGUCGCCGUGAUCCAAGCCGUUUCCUACCAAGUGUGGAUCGCUUACAUAGUCACGUGCUGAGGUUAUCCGCCCGUGACCUUAAUCUUCAGCUUCCAAGCUUCGGUGUAGCACCAUCUUCAUUGAGAGACUUCCUGGAUCGUCAUCCAUGCGACCCUGCCGUCCCAUCACAGUGCUCUCUGUUUCCGAAUAACCUUAAUGAUCUGAAACAUCUUCAACCUCAUCUAUACGAAGAAUUUCUCGAACUUCGAAGUGCUGUGGAACGAUCUUGCACUGAGAGAAUUUCGCAAUACACGGAAAUGGCUCAUUGUCGUCGGUCUGGUGUGCUGCUUGACCACUCAAAAUCCCUCCCAGUUGUAAAGCAGCUGCGUAACAUGAGUAGCGAUGAACUCACUACUUUCUUGGCGGAAGCUCACGAGAAGUUGUACGUCGCUGAACUUUGCGCUCGACAUGCUUUGUGUGAACUGAAAAACGCCGGUCUCGAAGAAUACCAGGCGGAACAGAAGUAUGAACUGGAUCGAAUCGAAGAGUUGCUUAGAAGAUUGGAUCGUGAUGAAUUAUUGUUGCAGCGUACCGCUGCACAAUUGGACUCAGACUUCAGAGCAUAUCAGCUAGUGGAGUCCUCUUGGACAGAUUGCAAGAAACGAUCGGAAACACUGGCAGAGGAAACCAAAACGCUGGGUAAUGCUCUGCGUGAUGUACUUGCCGAGGGUGAGCGUUUGACUAGCUGUUUGAGAGAAUUUCCUAAGCACAAUUCGGAUCCAACUUGUGCAGGCCUCUCGCCAGUUGACCGCACGGUCGGCGCAAGUGUUCUAUUCCCCUCCCCAGUCGCACAUUCCCUCAGAAAUCGACCAACUAUGGACAGCGGAAAUGCGGACCCUUCACAGGAUGGGACCGCGAACCUCCUCCUCCCAUGCACCAUCGAUUGCUUGUCAUUCGAGGAACAGAAAUAUUCCCUGCGGACUCUCUUUGGCCUUAUAGCAUUCCAUGUUGUUUGUAACAGUGUUCAAUCAAUAAUUCAAGGAAAGCAAAAGUCGUCAUUUAUCUCCUUGGAAAAUUUGAUCGUUGCCGAAGUGGAAUGCUGUGCUCCACCAUCGCAUUUGCUUCCCGCCGAAUGCGAGCCUGUUCAAGCGUUCGCCGAUCACACCAUCAGCUUCUUUAAUUCUCGCGAUGGCCGCUCCAGACUCCGUGCACUCCUAAUAGGAGUUCAGCUGAGUAAAGUGAUCAAGCUCGUUGAAUUUUUCAUGUCACCAUAUCUGGUACUUGCGGCCGAUUUGAGAGCUAUGUUCUGGGCGGGAAGUGAAGUUCGCUUCUCAGCGUCUUCGAACACCGAUCUACCAUCGCAGAAGGUUCUACACCGUUCUCUUUCAAAGUCCACAUUGAAUGAACCCAGUCAGUGCCGCUCUUUCGCUGGUCUGGACAGUCUUCCAUCCGAUCGCAUCAUACCCACUGGUCCAAUCAGCAUCACUGUGACCGUUUUCAGCCCGGACGUUUAUUCGGUCGUUUGUCUACAAUUUAUAUUCCCUUCUAUUGAAGUUGACGUCGCUGUUGACACUGUUACUUCGGCUACCGUCCUCUUUGGUCCGAUCGACUCCGAACAAGUCCGAACCUUUUUGGAUGCUCGUAAACCAUUUCCUGGGGGCAUGUACCGGACUGUGUGUGAAUUGCUCAACUUACUCCCUUUGUGGAAAAACUAACAAUUUUCGGGAUAAUCGCACGUCAGAGUGUCUGU
Molecule: messenger RNA, 2597 nt
Organism: Dicrocoelium dendriticum
Lineage: Eukaryota; Metazoa; Platyhelminthes; Trematoda; Plagiorchiida; Dicrocoeliidae
Source: the annotation of a GenBank genome assembly